UCCCACCGCUCCAACCACCACGUAGAGCUCAGUGAGAUGGGGGAUACCGACGAAGAGAAGAAGCAUCUGACGCAGAAAAUUGCUAAAUUAUUGGACGAGGCUCGAACCUCUUACGCCACUCACAAUCGAAAGCUCAAGGAGCUCUCCAUUCUCGGUUCGAAAUCGUCUUCGCUCCCCGAGUUCUUCUUUGCAUUCUCCACUGCCCUAAUUCCCCUUUUUGAUUUCCAGAAGCGCCUUGCUUCUGUGGAACGUGUAGUCCGCUUUGUCUCCGUUUUUGCCAGUGUCCGUGACAACGGGAAUGAUUCCAUUUACGAUGAAUUCUUGGACCUUUUUCUCAAGUUUCUACUAGUUGCAGCUGCAGCAGCCAGCAAGACUGCGAGGUUUCGAGCAUGUCAGAUUGUUUCCGAGAUCAUAUUGCGGUUGCCAGACGAUGCAGAAGUGAGUGAUGACCUGUGGGAUGAGAUGAUAGAAUGCAUGAAGCUGAGGGUAACAGAUAAGAUCCCUCUCAUUCGUACAUUUGCAGUAAGGGCACUUUCUCGCUUUGUGAAUGACUCUGAUAAUAGAGACAUCCUUGAUUUGUUUCUCGAGGUGCUUCCAUUGGAGCAGAAUGCGGACGUUCGUAAAAUGAUUGUGUUAUCUUUACCUCCUUCUAGCGUAACCUCUCAAGUGAUCAUUGAUUGUACCUUGGAUGUGAGUGAAUCUGUACGCAAAGCAGCUUACUGUGUUCUCGCUAAUAAAUUUCCUCUUCAAAGCCUAAGCAUUAAAUUGAGGACAUUAAUUCUUCGGAGAGGACUGGCUGACCGUUCUAGUGUUGUCUCAAAGGAAUGUUUCAGACUAAUGAAAGAUGAAUGGCUUUCAAAGUGCUGUAAUGGAGAUCCUUUUGAACUUCUCAAAUAUCUUGACGUUGAAACCUAUGAAUCAGUUGGCGAGUCGGUUAUUGAGGCGCUUCUAAAAGCCGGUAUCUUAAAACUGGGAAACGGUUCCAGCAUUCGGCAGUAUAUAUCCCCAAAAAAUGACAACACAGGAGGGAGUGAAGUCCAUUGCCCAACGAAUAUUAAGCUGAUGGAAGCAGAGGUCGCAUUAUACUGGAGAGUUGUAUGCAAGCAUUUGCAGUCAGAAGCACAUGCCAAAGGCUCUGAAGCUGCCACUACGAUGGGCACUGAAGCAGAAGUAUAUGCAGCAGAAGCAUCAGAUAAAAAUGACCUUCUGGAACAAAUACUUCCUGCAACAGUUAAUGAUUACAUAGAGUUAGUUAGAGCUCACAAUGAUGCUGGAUCAAACCAUCGCUUCGCAUGCAGACAGCUACUUUUGCUCGGUGCCAUGUUCGAUUUUUCUGAUGUGACGAAUAGAAAGGUUGCUAGUGCAUUUCUACAAGAACUGAUGCGCAAGCCUCUUGAUCAUGAGGAUGAUAAUGAAGGGAAUGUGGUUGUUAUAGGAGAUGGAUUAAAUUUUGGGGGAGACAAUGAUUGGGCUGAAGCCAUAGCCAGUUUGGCAAAGAAAGUUCAUGCUGCUCCUGGUGAAUUUGAAGAAGUUGUUCUUGCACUCGUAGAAGAGCUAGCUCAACCUUGCAGGGAGAGAACGGCAGAUUGUGUGCAAUGGAUACACAGCCUUUCGCUUACUGGCCUGUUGCUGAAAAAUGUGACGUCAUUCCGCUAUCUUCAGGGCAAGGCUAUUGAGCUAUUACAAUCUUUAUUGCUUCCGGGGGCAAAACAUGCUCACUUAGAUGUGCAAAGGGUUGCUAUCAGAUGUCUCGGUCUUUUUGGGUUGCUGGAGCGAAUGCCAAGUGAAGAACUUGUUAAACAACUGAGGGUUUCGUUUGUUAAAGGACCACACGCAAUUAGCAUAGAGGCGUGCAAAGCAUUAUUUGAUUUUGGGAUGUGGCAUGGUCCUCAAGAAAUUGACAGGUUGUUGAUGCACGACCAUGCAAGCCAAAUCCAGUGUGACAAGAAUAUUUUCAGUCCCGUGAACUUCUCUGAUUCUGAAGGCGAUCUCAAUGUUGGAAUGCUCGACCUGUUAUAUGGUGGGUUUGAAAAAUGUGAUUGGGGCAAUCUUUCGACUUGCAACGAAGAUGAGUGCGUUCAUGCUGUUCUUGGAGAAGGGUUUGCGAAAAUACUUCUUCUAAGUCAGCAUUAUCCGAGCAUACCGGCUUCUUUGCAUCCUGUGCUUUUAUCGAAGCUCAUCACCUUGUUUUUCAGCGAUGAAACAGAAUCACGGAGGAUGAAGCAGUGUCUAUCUGUCUUUUUUGAGCACUACCCAUGUCUCUCAGCCAAUCACAAGAAGUGCACAUCCAAAGCUUUCAUUCCGGUCAUGCGUUCGAUGUGGCCAGGAAUAGAUGGCAACUCUGGAGGUUCUAGUUUUGUGGUGUCUCAGAUGCGUAAACGUGCUGUGCAAGCUUCACGAUUCAUGCUGCAGAUGAUACAGCUCCCUUUGUACACUGAAGAAACUCAACCGGAGAGUGAAAAUAAUGGUACAGAAGUGCCUUUCGAGUGUGAUGAGGAGGGGCUUGCAUUACGCAUAGCCAUUGAGGUGGCAAGCUUUCAUUCGAAGAAGACAGCUGCUGAGAAGUCAUAUGUGUCGGCAUUAGCUAGAACACUUGUCAUGCUUCGCUUCCGGAUAUCAGAACAGGGGCCAAUAAAAUUCAUGAGGAUGCUUUUAAGUCGCGUGGUUGGAAGUGCAUUGUCAGAGAAAGAUCUUGGAAAAGAUUUGAAGCGGAUGGCGGAGCGUCUCAUGACUCUAGAUAAACAACCAGACGACGAAUUGCCGCAAGCCGAAGUUAAUCUCAUUCUGGGGAAAUUGGAAGUUGAGUUCGACCUAGAUCUUGUUGGGCCUGUUGCAAUGCCACAAACACCAGCCACGCGCCCAACUAGAGGGACACGUUCUAGAAGAAAGGUGAGGAUUGAGCAUGACUCUUCGGAGGAUGAUGAAGAAUUCUCGCCUGCUUCUGAAGUUUCUAUCACCGCCCACCACCCGGUAAACAGUCGAUCGCAGAGAGCAAGCAAAACAGCGGCGUUGACCAAGAUGUCAGCCUCAGUAAUAGAAGACCAUGAAAUUGAAGACGAAGUGGGCGAAGAGUCUGACGUCACAUCUGAAGAUUCUGAUCAAUCCGUUCACUAGAUAUGGUAUUUCUUGAUGGUAAUUUCCAUGCCUUUUUCCUUAACAUAUCUAUAUCUUGUCGUAAGUUGUAACAUAGCAUGAGUAUUUGGACUGCGGAUAUGGUACUGUAGAGUAAUUAGUAUUCAAGUCUGUACAAGUUUGCACUAACACAGUUUGUCUGCUUUGCAACUCGUCUUAGUAAAAUUGUGUUGCAUUGAGUGGAUUGAGAUUGUAAAUGCUAUAUUGCCCGUCUCAUUUCUCA
Messenger RNA from Prosopis cineraria, 3355 nucleotides. RefSeq lists its product as uncharacterized. Gene Ontology annotation, biological process: mitotic chromosome condensation. Gene Ontology annotation, cellular component: condensin complex; condensed chromosome. Lineage: Eukaryota; Viridiplantae; Streptophyta; Magnoliopsida; Fabales; Fabaceae. The transcript is spliced from 12 exons. The record is from RefSeq and is a predicted model, not a curated record. Bases 37 to 3114 code for a protein of 1025 amino acids.